Messenger RNA from Limulus polyphemus (Atlantic horseshoe crab), 1264 nucleotides. RefSeq names its product protein-L-isoaspartate(D-aspartate) O-methyltransferase-like. The record is from RefSeq and is a predicted model, not a curated record. The transcript has 8 exons. Gene Ontology annotation, cellular component: cytoplasm. NCBI's taxonomy places the organism in Eukaryota, Metazoa, Arthropoda, Merostomata, Xiphosura, Limulidae. Gene Ontology annotation, molecular function: protein-L-isoaspartate (D-aspartate) O-methyltransferase activity. The coding region runs from base 102 to 848 and encodes 248 amino acids. Gene Ontology annotation, biological process: protein modification process.
AGUUCGAGAAGCUAAGAUAGACGUAGGGAGAACGCCAGGAAUGUUCUAAUUAUAUGAUGUAAAGUUACGUUUUAUGGAUCUGACUUAAAGUUCUAGUAUAGAUGAUCCCACUGAUGAGGAAAUUUUCAGUAGCUACAGCUUUUUUUGGAGUUCGUGGAAUAGUGAAUAUGGCCUGGAAUUCUCAUGGAAGAAACAAUGCAGAGAUGGUUCAGAACUUGAAAAAAAAUGGGAUAAUUCACAGUGAAAUAGUGGAAAGAAUAAUGUUGUCUGUAGAUAGAGCCCAUUACUGCAAAAAUAAUCCCUAUGUGGAUUCUCCUCAAGGAAUAGGGUAUGCUGUCACUAUAAGUGCCCCUCAUAUGCAUGCUUAUGGCUUGGAGCUACUGAAGGACCACCUAUAUGAAGGUGCCAGAGCGUUAGAUGUAGGUUCAGGAAGUGGCUACCUCACUGCUUGCAUGGCACUGAUGGUUGGUGAGACAGGAUUGGCUGUAGGUAUUGAUCACAUAAAAGACCUGGUGACUAUGUCAGAAGAAAACAUCAAGAAAGAUAAACCACAUUUGUUAGAAUCUGGAAGAAUCAAAAUGAUUGUUGGUGAUGGAAGAAAAGGUUAUCCAAGUGAAGGUCCCUACAGUGCAAUCCAUGUUGGUGCAGCUGCUGCUCAGCUACCAGAUGAUCUGGUUGCACAACUUAAACCUGGUGGUCGACUAAUAGUACCUGUGGGAAAAGAACAUCAUAAUCAACUUUUAGAGCAAAUAGAUAAAUUACCUAGUGGAGAGAUUAAGAAGAAAUCUUUGAUGGGUGUAAUUUAUGUACCUUUAACAGAUAAAGAAGCACAGUGGCCUCGAAAAUAAAAUACUCAAGAAACCAGUUCCAGCAUGAGUUGUUUUCAGCUUCUAUUGUAUACACUAUUAGAAAGAUAAAAAUUACUUUAUAGAAAAGUGCCUCAUAGAAUGGCUGUCUCUGUGUUCUAUUUUCUUAUCCUCGGCUUCAAUCCUCUUGAUGAUCCAAGUUUGUUUGUUUUUUCAAGUUUAUUGUUUAAGGGCAGUUAAACACUUGUUUCAGUUGUUUGAACAAAAAUCUUAGAACUUACUCUUGAAGUAAAUACUACUUCCAAAAAAUAUAAAAAUACAAUUAUGUUGCCAAGUUUUAAAGGUAACCAAUUUUUAUGAAGUAUGUAUUUGUUUUAAUAAGUUCAGCUAUUUUGGAAAAAUGUUGCAUCUUUCACAUUGUUGAAAUUAUACUACAUUAUUUGAAAAUAAAUAAUAUA